This is a messenger RNA of Perca fluviatilis (European perch), 1825 nucleotides long. It is a transcript of the gene cep44, whose product is annotated as centrosomal protein 44. Bases 330 to 1385 code for a protein of 351 amino acids. NCBI's taxonomy places the organism in Eukaryota, Metazoa, Chordata, Actinopteri, Perciformes, Percidae. The record is from RefSeq and is a predicted model, not a curated record. Gene Ontology annotation, cellular component: centrosome; spindle pole. The transcript has 10 exons.
GUACGUGGGAAGACUUGCGUGGCAAUAGCCAAUCCUGUUUCUUGCUGUUGAUCACCCGGUAGAAACAAAACUAAUAUUACCGAAAAAUCCUAGCCAACGACGAGACAUCGAAACAACUGCACUUUCAUUUGCAUAUCGAAACACAACAUCGAAUGUUUAUGCAAAGGAGCUAACGUUAGGGUUGCAAUGUCUUCUCGCGUCUAACGUUACAAUAUUUGUGUUGCCAUAACACAGACUGACCAACGUUAGUCUGUAACGUUAACUUCGGUUUCGGUUAACGUUUGCUAGCUGUUCAGGUUGGCGCGUCUCUCUCUUUCUUACAGAUAAAGAUGCUGUCUUCAGGAGAUGUCCAUGGUUGUCUUCGCAAACUGGAAACACUCCUGCGGUUGAUAAAGUACCCAGGAUAUGUCGACUACAAUGGCCUUUCCAAAGGAGAUCCCUCCGCUUUUCUACCAAUUGUGAGCUUUACCUUCACCUCAUUCUCUCCACCUUUUGCGAAGCAACUAUUGGAGGCUGGACUGGAGCUGACUGGCAAAACUGACCUCCGAUUCACUGACACUCUUUAUAAGGUGCUGCGAGAUAUCUUCCACUAUAAACCUAUACUGACCAAGCAGCAGUUCCUCCAGUGGGGUUUUUCUCUAAGGAAAAUCUCUGUUAUCUGUGACAUCAUUAACUUAGUCCUGCAGAAACACAACCAACUGAAGAAGCCGAAAGUCCGAUGUCCUGCCUCACACAAGGAUGACAGAGGGGAAGCUCAUCCAACAGUGGCUGAUGCAGACACUGUGUCCGAGAGGCCAUUUGUUGUGAAUCACGCAGAAAAUUGCUCCACUUCUCACACAGACUCCACAAACUUCUCCCACGCGGAAGCCUUCUCCUCCCAUUAUGAAACCUAUACCUCUCAUAAUGAAGUGCACUCCUCCAAUUCUCCUGGAAAUGGAUUUAAAGAGCUGGCAGGACGGGAGGAGGACAAGGAUAACAUUCUUUACUCAUCAGAGGUGGAGGGAAGGCUCUCAGCACUGGAAGCUCAACUUGGGGGUCUUCUGUCUGGGCUAGACAGGCUUAGUAUCCUGGAGAAACGCCUGGAGGAACUGGACAAACCCAGAAACACAGACAAGAAUGAAGGACAAGUCAUCACUAUAUCCAGAGAGAGCUGGGAAAAUCUGAUGAGCAGAGUCCUGUUAUUGGAAACUAAACAAGAUCUGAGCAAUAUACAGUUAAGUGUCCCGCCUCCAUGUCCGUUAUCUGCCUCCUCCUGUUCCUCCAGCUCCAUGUCUGAUGCUUCAAAGGAGGACCUCAAGGACAGGCUAGAGAGGAUCAACAGCAUGCUGAAGAGCACCUCCAGUCUGCUGAAGAACACUGAAUCCUCCACAGCACACUGCAAAUAAGUAAUGUUAAAUUACAGUAUGUACUAUUACACCACAAUUUUGGUGCACUUUUCUAUCUUGGCAUUGUUAAUGUACCUUUUUAAACCCAGUCUUGCAUUGCCAGACCUAUCUCGUUUGUAUUUCUCUAAACCAAUCACAACCCUCCUGGGCGGCGCUAAGCUCCGGAUGCAGCAGAUAGCAGAGAUAGCGGCGGGGGAUGGACAUCCGUCAUGUCAGGCUUUAUCCCAGCACUGUACAUCAGUUGAGCCAGAUAAAAUUAUCGCCAUUAUGUACUUAAUCACAAGCUACUUUAGAUGAGAAACUGCUGUAUGUGCUUUUAACUUUUAAAAAAUACAGUCACAAUGAAAACUAAUGUCCACUUUAAAGGCCUCAGCUGAUGAGAGUUGAGUAGAUGAUUUCCACGGUGUUAGCUCCUUACAAAUAAAUGCUCUAUUCGUAAA